AUGCCAAUGUUGCAAGAACAAAAAGUACCAGAAGACAGGUUUAUAUUGCACUGGCUAGAUGAUUCUCGUGCACAAAGGAUAUUAUGGCUUCUUGAAAUAUUAGAACUAGACUACGAAGUGAGAAUUUACUUGAGACAUCCACAAACAUGGCGUGGUCCUACCCAAUUAUUUGACGCGCAUCCCUUGGGUCGAGCUCCAAUCCUUGAGAUCAUUCAUGGGGAUGGAAGACCGCCAAUGAAACUUGCCGAGAGUGGUUUCAUCAUGCUGUAUAUAUUGAAAAACUAUGAUCCAAAUUACAUAUUGACACCAACAGACCCCAAUGAGCAAUUGGAAGUUGAGUACUGGCUCCAUUAUAGCGAAGGAUCGUUACAACAUUUACAAAUGGCAUUGCUUAUCAACUCUGUUGCCAAACACAUUGCACCUGUAGGAUUAAAAAGUGUCGCUAACUUGGUUGCUAAAGGAUUGAACAAUGGUUAUUAUGUUCACGAAUGGAGAUUACACAUGCAAUACUGCAAUGACAGGUUAGAGCAAAAUGGCACCGGUUUUUUUGUGGGAAACAAAUUGACUGCUGCAGAUAUUAUGUUGAGCUUCCCCAUUUAUGAAAAUAUUUUUGACAAUCUAGAAGGUGUUAAAGAUUGCACACGAGAUAAAAGAGAUUUAAGGAAAGUCUGGCCAUUCUUGGAUAAAUGGUGUAGAAUGAUUAAAAACAUUCCAUCUUACAAAAAAGUAAACCAGAUGAUGGACGAAGAAGUUGAGGAUUUGAUUGCGCUUAACCCAAGGUUUGAUUAUGCUAAAGGCGAGGCAAACAAACCAUAA
Molecule: messenger RNA, 816 nt
Organism: Lodderomyces elongisporus
Lineage: Eukaryota; Fungi; Ascomycota; Pichiomycetes; Serinales; Debaryomycetaceae
Product: bifunctional glutathione transferase/peroxidase
Exons: 2
Coding region: 1-816 (271 amino acids)
Source: RefSeq, a predicted model, not a curated record